GGAGGUUAGCGAAUGCCAGACAGUUCACUGGAUGGUGGUGCCUGUUCCUCUCUUCUCUUCCAAAAUCGACACGUUUCUCACUCACCAAAGAACAUUUUUCCCCUUCUUUCCUUCCUUUCUUCAAAAUCGCUGCAACGAAGCCGCAUCAAGACACCCUGCCCGUCCGCAAACCAGAUCGAGCACCAGCAGCGCGUGAGCCGACCCAAGCAGUCCCUGUAAGCGUGCAGAGAUGCCAGAUGCUGCUGCUCACCUGCCCUUUUACUACGGCAGCAUUGCCAGGUCAGAAGCGGAGGAGUACCUGAAGCUGGCGGGCAUGUCGGAUGGCCUGUUCCUGCUGCGGCAAUGCCUGCGCAGCCUGGGGGGGUACGUCCUCUCCAUGGUCUGCAACCUGCAGUUUUACCAUUACGCCAUCGAGCGCCAGAUGAACGGUACCUACGCCAUUGCGGGGGGCAAAGCACACUGUGGGCCGGAGGAGCUCUGCGAGUUUUACUCCAAGGAUGCCGACGGGCUCUGCUGCACCCUCCGCAAGCCCUGCAACCGCCCCAGUGGUGUGGAGCCCCAGCCCGGCGUCUUCGACAGCAUGAGGGACAAUAUGGUGCGCGAAUAUGUCCGGCAGACGUGGAAACUAGAGGGUGAUGCACUGGAACAGGCCAUCAUAAGCCAGGCUCCGCAGGUGGAGAAGCUCAUUGCCACCACGGCCCACGAGAGGAUGCCCUGGUACCAUGGCAGCAUCGCCCGGGAUGAAGCUGAACGGAGGCUCUACUCAGGGGCACAACCUGAUGGGAAAUUCCUGCUGAGAGAAAGGAAGGAGAAUGGUACCUACGCCCUCUCCCUCGUCUACGGCAAAACAGUGUAUCACUAUCGGAUAGAUCAGGACAAGUCCGGCAAGUACUCCAUCCCCGAGGGGACCAAGUUCGACACGCUCUGGCAGUUGGUGGAGUACCUAAAACUCAAACCGGAUGGGCUGAUUUUCUACCUGAGGGAAACCUGCCCCAACCCCAACAUGCCAGCGUCUGCAGCACCGGUUCCACCAACCCACCCCUCCGUGAGUAGAAACCUUGGGCCUCUCAAUGCAGAUGGAUACACACCAGAGCCUGUAGGUGCAGGAAAGUCGCGCCUGCUGCCCAUGGACACCAGUGUCUACGAGAGCCCAUACAGUGACCCUGAGGAACUGAAGGAUAAGAAGCUUUUCCUGAAGAGGGACCACCUGAUGAUUGAUGAAAUGGAACUGGGGGCAGGAAACUUUGGCUGCGUCAAGAAAGGAGUCUACAAAAUGAGAAAGAAGCAGAUUGAUGUGGCCAUAAAGGUGCUGAAGAGCAACAACGAGAGAACAGUGAAGGACGAAAUGAUGAAGGAAGCCCAGAUCAUGCAUCAGCUGGACAACCCCUACAUAGUCCGCAUGAUUGGGGUCUGUGAGGCCGAGUCCCUGAUGCUCGUGAUGGAGAUGGCUUCUGGAGGGCCCCUCAACAAAUUCUUGGCUUCCAAGAAAGACGAGAUUACAGUCAGCAAUAUUGUGGAGCUCAUGCACCAAGUAUCCAUGGGGAUGAAGUACUUGGAGGAAAAAAACUUUGUCCACAGGGACCUGGCAGCCAGAAAUGUCCUGUUGGUCAACCAGCAUUAUGCCAAGAUCAGUGACUUUGGACUCUCCAAGGCUCUUGGAGCUGAUGACAGCUACUACAAGGCCAGGACAGCGGGGAAGUGGCCCUUGAAAUGGUAUGCCCCCGAGUGCAUCCUCUAUCACAAGUUCUCCAGCAAGAGUGAUGUAUGGAGCUACGGCGUGACCAUGUGGGAGGCCUUCAGCUACGGGCAGAAACCGUACAAGAAAAUGAAAGGCCCAGAGGUCAUCAGCUUCAUAGAGCAAGGGAAGCGCAUGGACUGCCCCACGGAUUGCCCGGCAGAGAUGUACGCCCUCAUGCAGCAAUGCUGGACCUACAGAUGGGAAGAGCGUCCAGGAUUUUCUUCUGUGGAAACCAUAAUCCGCUCCUACUACUACAGUAUUGCUACCAAGACAGAAAACGGGCCAGAGACAGAGGACAAGUCAAAAGCAACUCUUCCCUGAGUUUCCUUCUCUGCUCCUGAACACACACCCUUCCUGCACGGGACCUGGAAAGACUGUGAAUUUUUGUUUUAAUCUCUUAUACACUGGUUUUAUUUCUCAAGCAGUUCCAAAGGGCACUCAGCUGUGUCUCCAAAGAGACAUCCAUGAUUUACAUCUCCAGCCUGACCCGGCACAGGACAGUACAGACAGUGUUAUAGUUCCUUCUUACCCACUUCCAAAGCUAUCCCAGGACCUCAGAGCUUAAGGUCUACCAGGCUCACUAAGGAUGAACUGUGUUGGCUCCAGCAGACAUGGAUUUUUCCAGAUCCCUUAAAAAACGAUUAUUUCACAGGAAACCAUCAAGUACACGUUUCUGGGGGGAUUUGCAUGGGGUGUGACACAGGAGUCGGAGCCAUCAAGUCCCCUUCCCCUUGGCUUAGGGCAAGAAGCAGCGGGUGUGCUGCUCGCUCCCAGCAGAGCCGGGGAGGAGCAGGCGGGCAGAUCUGCACGGUGCCACCGCUUUGUCCUCCACGCACCCUGGCCCCGGGACACUGCCACGUGUCUAUUCAGCACAGAGCCUGGGGUACACCCCCUGCCCUGCACUGCCACAGCCCUCCAAGCUGGUUAUGGCUCCUGAAACAACUAACCUCCCAGGACCCAUUGCUCACCUCCUGGAUCCCAUCUGGCCCCUCUGUGCUACUGAAAUGAGCAUUUUGCUUUCCAGGCCUGAAAAUUGGUCACCCUGUAAAUAAACUAUUCUAUAUUUUUUAACAUACCUAUGGC
Messenger RNA from Chroicocephalus ridibundus (black-headed gull), 2821 nucleotides. RefSeq names its product tyrosine-protein kinase ZAP-70. Gene Ontology annotation, cellular component: cytoplasm. Gene Ontology annotation, biological process: intracellular signal transduction; protein phosphorylation. Gene Ontology annotation, molecular function: ATP binding; non-membrane spanning protein tyrosine kinase activity. The transcript is spliced from 13 exons. Bases 230 to 2059 code for a protein of 609 amino acids. Lineage: Eukaryota; Metazoa; Chordata; Aves; Charadriiformes; Laridae. The record is from RefSeq and is a predicted model, not a curated record.